This is a messenger RNA of Neoarthrinium moseri, 237 nucleotides long. RefSeq lists its product as uncharacterized. The transcript has 3 exons. The coding region runs from base 1 to 237 and encodes 78 amino acids. The record is from RefSeq and is a predicted model, not a curated record. NCBI's taxonomy places the organism in Eukaryota, Fungi, Ascomycota, Sordariomycetes, Amphisphaeriales, Apiosporaceae.
AUGCCUAUCAGCAAGAAAGACAGACGCGCUCGCGAGCACAAGGCCGCUGAGAAAGCGGGUACUCGUACCGCCGUGAAAGCCAACGGCCUUCCCGUCAAGGCCCCGAAGCCCACAUCCAUCUGUCAAAACUGCCGCAAAGAGAUUGUGAAUACCAACAAGAUCCAGUUGGAGGUCCAUGCUGGUACUCACGACGAGAAGCUGUGGCCCAAGGAGAAGUGCUGGCCUAACGACUUUUGA